GGCGGCGCUGCCGUUGGUGUCGCGGGUGAAGACGGAGCAGGGCGAGCCCGACGGCGUGCAGUGCACCAUCGUGGUCAAGCGGCUGUGGGACGGCGGCUCCAAGGACGGCGGCGGCGGCGGCGGCAACGGCAGCAGGAAGAUGGCCAAGUUCUCGGCGCCCAAAAGCGGGAGGCAGCCCCAAGCGCCGCCGGCGUCGGGACCGGCACCCGGUACCGCCGACCAGACCAGUCCCGGCGGCACCUCCAGCGCCUACACCAGCGACAGCCCCGGCUCCUUCCACAACGAGGAGGAUGAGGAGGAGGACGGGGGCGAGGAAGGCUCCGACGAGCAGUACCGCCAGAUCUGCAACAUGUACGCCAUGUACAGCAUGAUGAACGUGGGGCAGACAGCAUCCGAGAAGGUGGAGGCGCUGCCGGACCAGCCCCCCGCGGAGUCGCGCAGCCGCGUGCGGGUGCGGCAGGACCUGGCCUCGCUGCCGGCCGAGCUCAUCAACCAGAUCGGGAACCGCUGCCACCCCAAGCUGUACGACGAGGGGGACCCGGCCGAGAAGCUGGAGCUGGUCAUCGGUACCGGGGGGCACGGGGACCGGAGGGGGUGUGGGAUGCGUUGGGAUGGGAUGUGGGUCAGAGUGGGUUGGGGAGGGGGACAUGGGGCGGGGGUCAGAAGGUGGAGGAGGGGACACGGGGAUGUGGGGGCAGGAGGUGCCUGAGGGGACAUGGGGAUGGCGACCCGGCCGAGAAGCUGGAGCUUGUCACCGGUACCCAGGGACAUGGGGACGUGGGGUGUGGGGACAUGGGGACAGGGGAUGUGGGUCAGGAGGGAGGUCAUGGGAGGGGGACAUGGGACAUGAGGAUCUGGGUCAGAACAGGACAUGGGGACGUGGGGACGUGGAUCAGAACAGGGCAGGGGGACACGGGAUACAGGUCAUAAGAGGACAAAGAGACAUGGGGCAUGAGGACAUAGGUCAGAACGGGACAGAGGGAUGUGGGAGCAUGGGGACAUGGGUCAGAACAGGAUGGGGGGGAUGUGAGAUAUGGGUCAGAAGAGGACAAGGGGACACGGGACAUGGGGACGUGGGUCAGAACAGGAUGGGGAUGCAAUAU
This is a messenger RNA of Numida meleagris (helmeted guineafowl), 1103 nucleotides long. Its product is annotated as nucleus accumbens-associated protein 1-like. Lineage: Eukaryota; Metazoa; Chordata; Aves; Galliformes; Numididae. The record is from RefSeq and is a predicted model, not a curated record. The transcript is spliced from 2 exons. Bases 140 to 709 code for a protein of 189 amino acids.